AUGCAGGGCAGCACAUCUAGAGAGGCAUGUCCGUUCCUCGCAGCACUCAUUUCCGGUACUUCCAUCUUCCCAACCCCCCACCUCUGGCUCGCGGUGCUCACCUCGACGUGCAGCGUCACCAUAACAUCCGAGGCCUUCCGAUCCAAGAUGCAGCCCGCGCGGCACCGCAUGGUUUACGCCCUGCUGAAGGAUGAGAUGGCUGCGGCCGGAGGGAUACACGCGCUGCAGCUCCGGACGAGAACGCCUGAAGAGGAGGAGAGGCAGGAUGCGAAGGGAUAA
Molecule: messenger RNA, 279 nt
Organism: Coniosporium apollinis CBS 100218
Lineage: Eukaryota; Fungi; Ascomycota; Dothideomycetes
Exons: 2
Coding region: 1-279 (92 amino acids)
Source: RefSeq, a predicted model, not a curated record